This is a messenger RNA of Poecilia reticulata (guppy), 7315 nucleotides long. RefSeq names its product homer scaffold protein 1b (gene homer1b). Gene Ontology annotation, molecular function: G protein-coupled glutamate receptor binding. Gene Ontology annotation, biological process: G protein-coupled glutamate receptor signaling pathway. NCBI's taxonomy places the organism in Eukaryota, Metazoa, Chordata, Actinopteri, Cyprinodontiformes, Poeciliidae. The record is from RefSeq and is a predicted model, not a curated record.
UAGUACAGUUUAAGUACAUUGAUAAAAGUAUACUAAAAUAUGUUAAAAUUUAGUAUACUUUUAUUUCACCUGGGCAUGCUACGCCAGGCCCUCGGCGUCCUCAAUUUGAUGGCAGACAUGUUUUAUCAGACGCUUUCUGAGGAAAUGAAAGAAAGCAGCGCUAUUCAGUCCUUCAUUUGUUUCCCUUCUCUUUUCAAAGUUGUGUUGUGGGAGUAAUUAUUGCUUCUCUGACAGCUGGUGGGUGGCGUUUUGAAACAAAACUGCUCGGCACAGGCCUGAACAACACUGCUGUACGAUCACAAGAACCGCAAAAAAAAAAAAAAAAAUUGCCUUGUUCUGUCAAAAUUAUGCAAUCAAAUGGGAAAAAGAAAAAGGAGGAGGAAGAAGGAAAAAUACUGGCAGUUAUCAAGCGGCUACAGCAGGGAUCAUACAAACAGGCCGUGCUUUAGCAUGAUGUGUGAUGGAGAGAGAGAGAGAGCUGAAAUGACUCACAGUACUGCCACUUACACUGCUGUUGAUGAUUAUGAUAAUUCGUGCGCAGCACUCCACCAGCAGCUUUGUGGAGCGGCAUUAAUCAUCCCAGAUUCACUCUCUGACUCGCUAUAUGCUCUUCCCUUCCCAAUCAUCUUCUUUGUCUCCCUGUCCAACAACACCUUUCGAUUUCACUGUCUUCUCUGUCCCCUCGUCUCUCCCUGUCUUGGCUAAUCACACACAGGAGGGGCGCUGCCCUGCUGUUGAAUUUUAAUAUUCAUUUAUACGGCCAGCCUUUGAUGCCCCCCAUCCCCUCCGCUCCCUGUCACCCCCACAGUGCAGUGUAAGCACUUCUCUAUCUCGUGUUCUGCCAGCGCUGCCAGCCCAGAAUAUCUCCCUCAGCACCCUGCGCUCCGAGUGUGUGUAACGACUGUAGAUAUAUGCCCAAGAAAGCCCCAACAAUGCAGCAACACAGGAAGAGCAAAGUGAGCAGAUUUAUGAAAGCAAGGUCAAGGGAUAACUCGUCCUAUUAGAGCGCAGCCAAAGCCACACAGAGGUCAGGUAGGAAUUAAUGCAGCUAAACUAUAAACAACAAGUCUGCUUAAACACGCACACACAUGCACCAAUGCAGAUCUCAAACUCUCGCGCAGUCAUGUCAUACAGUUCCUUUGCUAAAGCGAAAUUUUCCACAUGUUGUAUUUUAUUGGAUUUCAGGUGACAGAUUAACAUAACGAAGUGCAUAUAUGUGAAACUGAUGAAAAAUGAUUUUUGCUUGUCAAAAUCUUAAAAGUGUGGCAUGCAUUUACAUUCAGCUUCCCUUCGUAUGCCCACUUUUUAAUAUUUCAGGACACCUGGUCGUUUGGGUGUCUCAGCCAGUUAUAUACACGUUUAUAGCAAUUUGUGAAAUACGCAGACUUUAAUGAGAGUGUUGGUGAACAUAAAUGUUUGAGUUCUUCCUGGAUUCUCAGCUGGAUUAAGAUUUGGGGUGAUCGAUCAAAACCAAAGGUCCUUAUGUCAGCGUCCUGCAGCUUCAUGAUGCGUCGCAGCUUCAACACACCUGAAUCAAGCAACCAGAUCAUCAGUUCUGUAGACCUUGACUGGAUGCUGAGGAGAAAGUUAACACUUUCUUUAUCACAGUGUUGAACCCAGAAUAAAACUUUUCUGUGAGCUGCCAUUUGACACCCUUGAUUUAGAGCUUUCCAUUGGAGCCCUCACUGGAUGUUCAAGGUUGAUGUCCUAUUGGAUGGUGUCUCAAUUUUUCUGCAGCUUCCUGCUUCGGAUUGUUCACCCAGGGUGGCAAACAGGCUAGGCACAGGUUGAUCCUCGUGAUGCUGUUUGUUCACUAAUAUUCUCUAAAAAUCCCUGAAGUCUUUAUAUUGGGAAUAGAUAACAGACAUGGGAACUCUUUACCCAUUUGGUGACUUCUGAGUUAGGGGUGAGCAUUCAUUAUAUUAUUUAUUAUGAUAAAUGCCUCAUCAUGAUUAGAACUUUGAUUUUUUUUUUCCACAAUAAAUUACAAUCAAUGAUGUUUCAAAUCCUCCAAAUCUAUCUGCGUUGUCAGAAUUGCUAUUUUUGCUAUUUUCUUUUCACCGUUUGUUCAAUGAGAGUGUCAAUAAACAUGAAUACAUUUGAAGACAUGAUUAAAUGCGGCUACUGUGUGUAGUUCAGUGAUACUAAUCACGCUUCUGCCACCUAAAACCCCAAUAAAUUACAUUUGCAUUUGUAAACGGUGGAAAUGUUCACGGCUGUUUAUGCAUGAUGUGUGUGAGUUCAUGUGGAAACUGCAACUCUGUGGGGUGUGUCUACUGUAGUUAACAUUGGCCUACUGUCUAUAUUUAGCUUGAAACCCUCUGAGUUCUCCUGUGUGACCCUCACUUAGAGCUGCAGGCAUUCCCAUAUCUGAGCACAGAGACGGUGCUGCUUGAAACAGAGAAACGCGGACAGACGGGGCGUGGGGAGGGGGGGUGCCUGCUGCAUUCACAGUGCAGGUUCUUUUUCAGCCAGAAGUACGAGAAUAAGUAGUUUAAAAGUGAAUCCAGUAUAAGUUAGGACCCGAACAAUGAGAGCAGGGACCGCUGUCUGAGGUGUAGCCAUGGAGGACGGCGAGCUGGUGAUCAGGCUCCCCGGGCGAUCCGACUCCCCACUGGGCAGCAGGGGUUCUGGUGGGUUAGGCGAGACCCUGGUGCUGAGGCACAAAGAGGUUCACCACUUCUUCUUUGUCCCCUUCAGGGAGCAGCCCAUCUACAGCACGAGGGCCCACGUCUUCCAGAUCGACCCCAACACCAAGAAGAACUGGCUGCCCGCGAGCAAGCACGCCGUCACUGUGUCCUACUUCUACGACAGCACGCGCAAUGUCUACCGGAUCAUCAGCCUGGACGGAACCAAGGCAAUAAUCAACAGCACCAUCAGUCCGAACAUGACGUUCACAAAGACGUCACAGAAGUUUGGUCAGUGGGCGGACAGUCGAGCGAACACCGUCUACGGACUGGGUUUCUCCACCGAGCAUCAUCUGGCCAAGUUUGCAGAGAAGUUUGCAGAAUACAAAGAAGCAGCGCGGCUUGCGAAGGAGAAGAGCCAGGAGAAGAUGGAGAUGGCCACGUCUCCCUCUCAGGAGUCUCCGGCCGGUGAGCUCGCCUCCCCCCUCACCCCCGUGACUCCCCCCAUGGAAAACAUCAACGGCACGGAUGAGAUCUGCGACACGACUCCCAACUCGGACAGCCGUCCGGAGCCGUCGCAGAACGCUCUGGCUUUCGCACACAGCCCGGCCAUGACAAAACACUGGGAGGCUGAGCUGGAGGCGCUAAAGGGGAACAACGCCAAGCUGACGGCGGCUCUGCUGGAAUCCACGGCCAACGUCAAACAGUGGAAACAGCAACUGGCUGCCUACCAAGAGGAGGCAGAGAGACUACACAAACGGGUGACGGAGCUUGAGUGCCAGAGUAACCAAACCCCGGUGAUCAAAUCCCAAAAGACGGAACUCAACCAAACCAUAGAGGAGCUGGAGAACGUGCUGCGAGACAAAGAAGAGGAAAUGGAGAAGUUGAAAGAAGAACUGGAAAACAUGAAUGACCUCAUGGAGCAGAAAGACACUCUGACUCAGAAGCUUGAGGAGACGGAGCUGCGCAGUCGGGUGCUGGAGGAGCAGCUAGCGGGAGCUGAGCAACGACUGGAGGAGAACCAGGAAGAGCAGGAGAAUUUCAGGAAGAGCCUGCGGACGCUGCUGGAGCUGCUAGACGGCAAGAUCUUUGAGCUGACGGAGCUCAGAGACACCUUGGCUCGUCUCAUAGAGGAAGCCAGCUAGAGACAGAGGGUGUCAACCUUCACAGACAGAGCCAUAUGAUGAUUUAUUUACAGCCCAGCACACAGACCAAUCCCACCCUCCAUAACUCCUCGUGUACCCUCACCCACAUACAUCUGAGACAAUGCACUGCCCACACUUACAGUUUAAACACAAGGGGCAGCUGAUCCCUGAUUUUUACCUUGAAGGCAUCAGGUUCCUACCUUCUGCAAGCACUCCUGUAGUUGAACACGAUGCAGGGACUACCUCAGCUUGCCUUCUGAUUGGCUGUUGUACACUCGGUCAAACCGGUGAAGCUCAGUUGUAGAAAACUGUGCCUCGGCGCCAUCUGCUGUCUGAAUGGGAGAGCUGCACCGUAGUGCGGAGCAUUUACUCAAACACACACAUUGCACAUUACUCCUCUUUAAAGCGGCCCUCCAGGGGGAAAUGUUGAAAGUCAUGUGGAAAUAAUUGCUGUUAAGACUUAAAAGAACUGCGCCAAAGCUUCCAAAUUCCCCCCCCCAAAAAAAAUGUUGUCCUCUAACUAGCAGAUGCUUUGAUCCAAAGUGACUUACUGUACAGGAAAGUUUUGAACAGAAGAACCCAUGUUUGAGCCCGGGCUGCCGAGGAAUGUAACCGGGUUUCGCUUUCGCAUCGCUGAACCUCCCCAGCCUGGAUUUACGAGGCUGCUUGGAAAUGGAGUCUGACAAAUAUACAUAUAUAUAUAUUUUCUUUUAGCAGAAAUGAAGGACUUCUGUAUGCCCCCCGCCCCCCACCACCAUAUUACAAAAACCUAUAUGACAGAUAAGCAAUGAAUCUUCCAGAUGGCCUUUUUUCAUGCAACACAAAAAUUUGAGUGCUAUAGCUGAAAUGAGAAAUCUCGUAUCCAGACAGCUUCCACUAUCACAGUAGACAUGACCUGUCUUCCUGCCAAACUCAGUGUGGCGUGUGUGUCCCGAGGUUUGAUAUGAUUGUGUGCACUCGCAUAGGUGCAUCUAAAUAAAUUGCAUCACCAAAAAGUUAUUUUAAACUAGUAAAUCAAUUUAAAAACUGGAAUUCAUUGUUAUUUAGCUUGAUUACACAGAUAAUUGUGUUUUUUAAAGUGUUUAUUUAUGCCACUUUGAUGAUUAUGGCUUACAGCAAAUGGGAACCUUAAAAUUAUGUUAGAAUUAUAUUACAUAAGGCCAAUGAAAAAGAAUUUAAAUACAUAAACAUGGGCCAACUGAACAUUUUGUCCAUAUGCUACAUCUUAUAUGCAUUCACUAAUUGGUUGAGGGUUUCUUCUUUUUAUUCGCACAAAUUGCUGCAUUAGAGCGACGUGACAUGGAUGUAAUCGGCCUACAGAUCUGCUGAGGUGUUAAGGAAGCCCAGGUUGCUGUAAUAAUGGCCUUCAUUUUGCCUGACUUAUGUAAGUCUGGGAUUGAUAGAUUCUCAGGUGGGUUUUGCUGACCAAUUAAGCUCUGUGCAAAAGAUCUGCAAAACAUACUGAACCGCAACUGCAAAUGCAAAGCCAGAGAGAGUUAUACUGCAAUCUUAAAGCUUCACUCGGAAGAAAUAUUUUGUAGUAUACCAUAUUUCAAGAUCACUGCAUUCACUCCCCCACACGUGCAUAUUGAUAAAGUAUUUAGACAGUUGGAUAAAUUCUUGAAGAGGCUUUUUUUCCCCCACAAUUCAGAGCUCUUUCCUGUUUCUCAUGCUGCGUUAUUUUUGUACUCAAAAGUUAAGCUUUCUGAGGUCCAUGUGUAAAAUGCAACAUCCCCUGAAGUCGGAUUUUUAACUAGUGAAUUCGGAAGUUGCUGAGUGUGAGAUCGUGGGAUCGUCUCCAUGGCAACCUCGAGAUCAGAAACUAAUAUGGCUGCUGCUGCACAUCAAAAACAGAGCAACAGUUUUAAUUGUAAAGCAUUUACUUCCACUCCUGAUGAUUUAUAUCUCAUUAAAUCACAGUAAUGUUUAGUAAUGUAGAUGUUCAUUUAGUGCUUGAACAUAUUUAACAACACAUUAUUUUCAUCUUGCUAACUGUAGUUAUCAACUAACAUCAAACACAAACUUGUGGCACCAAGCUCCAUCUCAUGAGGCAAAUAUACAAUGUAUUAUGCUUCUUUUCCUAUCAAACUUUUUCCUUCCACUUAACUUUUCAUUAGAAUUCUUGGGCACAGCACUCUGAACAGCCAGCUUCUUCAGCAAACUGGCUUUCACUCCUUGAGGAAGGUUCCCGAUAGUACCUGCUGCGACUUCUACAUAAAAAAAAAAAAAAUUUUCAUUGUCUUGUAUAACAAUCCAAAUUUCUGAAAAAAAAAUGGUAUUGUUACAAACUGUGAGCCAUAAUCAUCAAAAUUAGAAAUAAAUGCUUGAAACGUUUGACCUUUUGAUGAAACAAACGACUCUUUCAGUGGUAUGCUACUUUGUUGAGAUGAAUCUGUACCUGGGCACGUUGUGCUGUUAGAGAGGCCUGCACACACACCCUCACACCCACUCAAACACACACACACUGAGCAAUAUUAGACAGGCUCUAUACAACACCAACUCUAUCAGGUACUCUACUCAGUGGGCCCGUCCUGAAGGGUCAAACAUGAUUAAGCUGAUACCCCCCCUCUCCAACAGAAAGUGUACUACUGACCGCAUUACUGUGUGGCAGCCCUGCGUGGUGCAAGUAGUGCAAACCGAAGGGCUUACAGAGCGUCAUCCUCAUGUCUGUAAAUCUCCACCCUCAGUGAAACUGGCCACUGAUUGUCACGCCUCACUGGUGACUAUUCAACCGUUCUCAGUUUAUAUUCUUUUUUUUUCUUUUUUUUUUUUAAGUAAAGAUAUAACACUGGUGAUAUAAAUAUAAAACUGUACAACACAACUUUCUUAUUCUUGCUGGCAUUGUAAAUGAAUGGAUGGACAAAUCAAAAUGCAGUAACACCCUGCGGUGACUUAUUGUUGUGUAUUAACCCACGGCUGAAAGCUUUUUCUCUGUGUACUGGAAGAUUUACAACACCAUGUAAUAACACCGUGUUACAAGUUUUAUACUCUUACUGUAUAAAAGCAGCUCUGAAGCCCCGUGAAAUCUUCUAUUCUCACCCUCCAAAGUCAGCAAUUUUUUUUAAAAAUUAUUUAUUUAUGUUUUACAGAGCUGUAUCUCCACAAGGUGCUGCUGGUCUUAUAUCUAUCUGAGCGCCCAGUUUGCACUGUUAUGACACCGUUGUAACUCCAUUAUAUGCCGACAGACUUGCAUUUAGCAUUAGCACAGUAUAAUUAUGUAGUUUAAAGACCUUCUGUAGUUAGUUACACAGGUUAAUACACUGGAAUAAGACUCAUGUAAAAGGGGGAAUGUUACUUAUUUUCUGUCUGAUGUAUGUGUCGAGUGGAGUGACAGAGAUGAAAUACUUUAAUAUUAAUGCUAUUGUUAAUGAAUGCCUUUGUACAGUAGUGGAUAAAAUGCUUUUCAUUCUCCUGUUUUUGUAACUUAUGGUAUUUCAGUGUAGGUAUUCACAUUGUAUUUAGAGGUAUGAGAAGACUGGCAAUAUUUUUGACUAUUUAAAGUAAUUUUGAACUCAUGACAUUAAAGAGGUACCUCAGGCUUAA